Guillardia theta CCMP2712 is the source of this 682-nucleotide messenger RNA. RefSeq lists its product as hypothetical. The coding region runs from base 375 to 665 and encodes 96 amino acids. Lineage: Eukaryota; Cryptophyceae; Pyrenomonadales; Geminigeraceae. Gene Ontology annotation, cellular component: phagophore assembly site membrane; Atg1/ULK1 kinase complex; extrinsic component of membrane. The transcript has 3 exons. Gene Ontology annotation, molecular function: protein kinase binding; molecular adaptor activity. Gene Ontology annotation, biological process: positive regulation of protein phosphorylation; autophagosome assembly; piecemeal microautophagy of the nucleus. The record is from RefSeq and is a predicted model, not a curated record.
AGGGCUCGGCGAUCGCACCAGCAGGAAAUUCCCGAUAGAUCCAACCUGAUGGAGGCGGGUGACCGACAUUCGUACGGGGAGAGCGACUGGGUGAACCUCGACGAGCUGGAAGAUGCUCUGCCAGUGGAGGAGAUGGACGUGGAGACGCUGAGACGAGAGCUAGAGAAGUCGAGGUCCAAGAUAGCAGAGCUGAAGAAAAGCCUUGUUGACAUCUGCUCGUCGAACAAGGCAGCUGUCUUCGUUUACUCCCCCUUCUCAUCUGAUCUUGUGCUGUGCCGCAGGCUCCCUCAGCUCUUGGGGGGCAUGGGAGGUUGAGCUCGGACGAUCUUGUGGAAGAGGUCAGGCAAUUGAGGGAAAGGGAGGAGUUGUGGAAGAUGUGUUCGAAGAGCAAGAUUUCCUUCACGUCCUUCGAGGCAGGGGACACGGCUUUGUUCCUGCCCACCAGCUCUGGAAACUUCAUUGCCUUCCAUCGCAGCUGCCCCUUCCGCUACCUCUCUCAAGAGUCUCUGGAGGCGGCGAAGACCAAGGCAGGAGGCCUGGUGGACUACGUGCUGGGCAGCAUUGUGGAGAUCUACCAGCACUUUGCGGGGGAAGGGGAGGAUGGAAACCCCUACUCCCUUCCAGCAGGGACGCCCUACUACAUCUGUACAGUGAUUGUUUUAUAAACCCCUUCAAAUGAAGC